Messenger RNA from Plutella xylostella (diamondback moth), 1762 nucleotides. It is a transcript of the gene TAR2, whose product is annotated as tyramine receptor. Gene Ontology annotation, biological process: adenylate cyclase-activating adrenergic receptor signaling pathway; positive regulation of MAPK cascade. NCBI's taxonomy places the organism in Eukaryota, Metazoa, Arthropoda, Insecta, Lepidoptera, Plutellidae. Gene Ontology annotation, molecular function: G protein-coupled receptor activity. Gene Ontology annotation, cellular component: plasma membrane. The record is from RefSeq and is a predicted model, not a curated record.
UACUUCACGUCAGUUGCGAUUCAGGCGUGGGGGUGAGCUGACGUGUCUUGCAGCUCCAAAUAUUUUACGACUCGGUCGUCUGCGCGUGUUGUAAAGUUCAAAGUGGAAAGUGUCUUUAAAAGUGAACCGGUUAAAAUAAUAAUAACAACAUUAAAAGUUUUGUUAAGUAUUUAGAGUUUUCUGUUCAUGUCCGAAAAUGCAGACCGCUAGAAUGGUAAUCACUAUCCAUACAAACCAAUAGUGAAGUAAAUGAUAUCAAACGAAGAACUCAUCGAGAACAUUCUACAAUGGAACACUACUGCACGCUUACAGACCGAACUAAGCAUCCAGAACACAAGAGACGAAAAUUACAAUCACACCAACGAAGUAUACGAAAUUAUCAGUGCGGAGGACGCGGCCAUAGAAAACAUAACUAUGGGAUGCAGAAAUAACAGUGAGCUAUGUGUGUCAACGGAUUACGAUAGCGUAGAAAUAAGUGUAGUGAUUAUAUUGUUUGUUCUGAUCGUGGUGACUGUGAUAGGGAAUACGCUGAUCAUUUCGGCGGUAGUGACGACUAAACGACUAAGGACGGUGACUAACUGUUUUGUGACUAGUCUGGCGGCUGCUGACCUGUUGGUGGGCAUAUUCGUGAUGCCUCCUGCCAUCGCUGUACAUAUAACUGGUAAAUGGGAGCUCGGCUGGAUCCUCUGCGACAUCUGGAUCAGCCUGGACAUCCUGCUCUGCACGGCGUCCAUCCUGUCCCUCUGUGCCAUCAGCGUGGACCGGUACCUCGCCGUCACCAGGCCCCUGACGUACUCCCGGAGACGGAGGUCCAAGAAGCUGGCGUUGACCAUGAUAUUCUUCGUCUGGAUCGCAGCGGGCGCUAUCACUUGCCCGCCUAUGUUUGGAUGGUAUGAGCCAGACCACAACCAGGGCGGGGUGUGCCGCUACAACCAAAACGCGGGCUACGUGGUCUUCUCCGCCAUGGGCUCGUUCUUCCUGCCCAUGGCGGUCAUGGUGUACGUGUACGCGCGCAUCUCCUGCGUCGUGGCGCGGAGGCACCACCAGCUGCAUAGCUCCAGCAACAAGUGUAGUAAGAGAGCGAAGCUGGCCUGUAUACGGACGGAGUCGGACUCAGGUUCGGACAAGCUGUCUCUGAGACAGAGCGCGUCGAAACAUACGUCGAAAAACUCGAUGCAACACAGCGAAUGCUCCAGCCAGGGCGAGAAGUGCCCGUGCUGCUUCCGUCAAGACAGGAAGAAGAUUAAACGGAAGGAGCGAGAGUCGCGGUUCUACAACAACGAAGUGACGUUUAAGGCUAACUUUAAGUACAAAAGCACGGGUCGUCACCGAACGCAUUCGGUCAAAGAACAUUCGGAGAACAACAGAGUGUCGUCUUUAAGGCGGGAGACAAAGACCGCGCAAACUUUGAGCUUCGUGGUAGGGGGGUUUGUGGCGUGCUGGCUGCCUUUCUUCUUGUAUUACUUACUAACGCCAUUUAUUCCCAAUAAGUAUGUGAACCCGGUACUCAUGUAUAUCCUGACGUGGCUCGGCUGGUUCAACAGUGCGAUUAAUCCAUUUAUUUAUGCUUUCUACUCACCCGAUUUCCGGGUAGCGUUUUGGAGGCUCACGAUAAAGAAAUGUAAGAGAAAUAAACGUGAAGUAGUGUUUGGAUAAUGUUGGUCAAGAUAACAUCAAUCUUAUUUUGAAUCUCAACGAACUUAGGUACUAAUAUAACUAUUGUAAAAAUUAUAGAGUUAGAUAACUUUUACAGUAUUACGUA